Messenger RNA from Mya arenaria, 5829 nucleotides. RefSeq names its product guanylate-binding protein 1-like. The coding region runs from base 118 to 3219 and encodes 1033 amino acids. The record is from RefSeq and is a predicted model, not a curated record. Lineage: Eukaryota; Metazoa; Mollusca; Bivalvia; Myida; Myidae. Gene Ontology annotation, molecular function: GTPase activity; GTP binding. The transcript is spliced from 28 exons.
CGCUGGUUGUCGAUAAACAUUUGCCUGAUUGCACGUAGACACUUUGAAGUCUUAACAAUUAGAAUUCUUUACGUUUAAAGCGUUGGUGAUUUAUUUAUUUAUUACUGAAGACUACUUAUGGCUUCAAAUGGAGCUCCUACUGAUUCGUUUGAGCACCCUAGCAAGGCGAAGCAAACGCAAACGAGGACGGACGAUCCAAGUAAAGCCCAAAUACCUGAUCCAGCUUCACAGACGGUAUUAACAGAAGGAGAAUCUCCAUCUCAAGAACGACAAGUAAGGGCUUCUUCUGAUGCAUCCGCCAGUAUGGAGUUAAAAUCUGAGCUUGAAUGUGUUGAUCAGGCUAGCAAGGAAAACCCAAUGCAGGUAUUUGCAAGUGGCAUGCUGAACACGAUUGGGCGUUCAUUAUCCGGAAUCUUUAAGACAAAAAAGACAGACACUACAAGUGACGCCACGCCUAUGACACUACCAGUUUCAGAUCAAUCCACACAACCGGUAUCAACAGAAGGAAAAUCGUCAGAAAGACCAGUUAUAGCUUCGGAUGAUCAUCCUACUGAAAUGUCAAAGAGCAAGGAUUUUGAGCUAUCGAGCGAAAUGGAACUUUCUCAGUCAACACCAACAGACAAUUCAAAUGAAGCUCCGCCUAUAACAACAAAUGAUCCAGCCCCACAACCGGUAUUAAAAGAAAAAGAAUCGCCGUCUUAUCAAGGGCCAGUAAUUGCUUCAAACGGAAAUCCUAUUGCGUCCACCUGCAGCGAAUUGAAAUUAUUUGAGCAAUCUAGCAAGGUGGAACCAACACAGACAACAUCGACAGACAAUCCAAAUGAAGCUUCGCCUAUGACAACAACUGAUCCAGCCCCACAACCGGUAUUUACAGAAGAAGAAUCGCCGUCUUCUCAAGGACCAGUUAUCGCUUCAAACAAUACCUCUUUUGAAGCGUCCGCCAAAACGGAUUUCAAGUCGAACCUUGAAUAUGCUAAUCAAACUAGCAAACGGGAACCAACACAGACAACACCGACAGACAAUCCAAAUGAAGCUUCGCCUAUGACAACAACUGAUUCAGCCUCAAAACUGGAACCAACAGAAGAAGAAUCGCCGUCUUCUAAAGGACCAGUUAUUGCUUUUGACGGAAAUCCUACUGUGUCGCCAGCCAGCAGCGAUUCGAAAUUAUGUGAGCAAUCUAGCAAGGUGGAACCAACACAGGCAAGAAACACAGACAAUCUGAAUGAAGAUCCACCUUUGAAAGAACCUGUUUCAUCACAACAACAGAUAUCACAAGAAGACUCGUCAACUAAAACAGAUCUAGAGUAUGUGUCGACGCACGAUUACAAUGUCUUCAAGACACCCCAAUGCCUAAUAAGCACGAGAGAAGACAAAGUCCUUGAAGUAUGCGGUAAAGUCCUUGACGAAAUAUCCCGCAUAGACAAACCGUGUGUCGUCGUUGCAAUUGCGGGUCUUUAUAGAACUGGAAAAUCUUAUUUGAUGAAUCGACUUGCUAAAGCCGAAUCAGGUUUUGCACUCGGUGACACAAUAGAGUCAAAGACGAAAGGCAUCUGGGUGUGGUGUAGAGACCAUCCCGAACAGAAGGACACUGUGCUUAUGCUUCUGGACACGGAAGGAUUGGGAGACGCUGAAAAGGGCGACGCAAACCAUGACAACCACAUUUUCACACUUGCUACACUGCUGUGCGGCACAUUGGUGUACAACAUGAAGGGAGCGUUUGAUCAGGACGCUGUAAACAAACUCACAUUUGUUUCUGAAGUGUCGAGAAACAUCAAAUUUGGCGGUCGAUGUGGUGAAGGAAACAGUCUUUUGCAAUGCGUCUUGCCUGGGUUUGUGCUCGCUUUGAGAGAUUUUUCGCUGAGAUUGAUCAAAGGUGGUAGGCAGAUAACAUCAGACGAAUACCUUGAAGAAUAUUUGGAAAGUAAUACGAGAAAAGAUGUUUCUUUCAACAAACCACGGGAAUGCAUCCGGAAAUUUUUUCCACAGGACAAACGGAGAUGUUUUGCGUUCCCUACCCCUGGAGAUAGUGAAACAUUGGAAAAACUAGAAAGCCUUACAUUUGAAGAGCUUUCACCGAGAUUUAAGACCGUUACAACUCUGUUUGUGUCAUAUAUCUACAGCCAGGAACCAAAACAACUCCAAGUUAGCAAACCAAUCAACGGACCAAUGUUUGUCACGCUAACAAGAAAUUAUGUGGACGCUUUUGCAAGAGGAUCUGUGCCUGAUGUUGACGAUACAUUUGCAAUGGUUGCUAAAAUCGAAAAUCAAAGAGUGAAAAACGAGUGCAUGCACAUGUUUCACUCCAAAAUGAAGGAAUUGCUGUUGCCUCUUCCAUCAAAAUUGCUUGAUAAACAUUUCACGGAUGCCCGAUGGUCUGCGCUUGAAUACAUGCGUACAAAUACUAUCAAGGAUAUCGCCAAUGCUGUUGAAAGAGAUGCUCAAAUGGAAAUGGACUUGUUCCAGCAACAGUGUCAACGAGCAAAUGAAGAGAAAAUAGAGGAACACUGUAGAAACAUACUUGACGGUAUGGAAUCCUUAUGUAAGCUGAAAGCGGGGUCGGAAAACAAAGAAUAUGAAGUCCUCGGAGGCCAUAGAAUUUUCAAACGAGACGUGGACAACGUUAGGAAAGAGUAUGAGCAAGCUCUUCUGCGAUAUGAACAAAGAGAGAUCGGAUUGGUUUGGAGUAGUUUUGCAAAUGAACUUUCUUCGGUUGAAGAUUAUAUCCUUGAUAAAGACAAUGAGCUUUCUCAGGAAGAAAAAAGGAGGGAGAAAGAAGAAAUUGCAAAUGCAAUGGAACAAAUGAGGGUCGAGAUGGCAGAGGACAAUCAGAAGGCUUUAGAAAGACAAAAGAAGGAUAUUGAUGAGCAACAACUAAAGUUGAAUGCAGAACGCGAAAGACGAGACAAAGAACAGGAAGACAAGCUUACAGGCUUUCAGAACAGGAUUGCAGCUCUUGAAACAAAUACGGAAGACCAACAGAAAUUACUUGAGCAAAUCCAAGCAUUGCGUGAGAAAGACAGGCGAGAACAUGAGGAAAAGACUAUUGAACUCGAGGAUAUGUAUAUACGUGAAAGGAAAAAACGGACAGAAGAAAAUGCAAAACACCAAGAGAAGUUAAGAAUUGAAAAGGAACAACGGGAAGGACUGGAGAAGAAGGAACGGGAACGAAAAGACAAGUUUGUAUCUACAAGAAUAUGGGAUGCUUUUUGGAAUUAUUAAGAUACGAUUUUUGAAUUAUAAUAAAAACCACGAUAUCUGGGAAAUUAACUAAGAGAAUUUACCUUAACAUUUUGAAUGUUGAAAAUAAUAUUACAGCAGGUCAUGAUCAUACUUUAAAAAUAGAUAUAUAUAUUUAUAUAUCGAUAUAUGUUUCCUAAACAUACCAGUAGUUUGUUGGCUAGGAAAUGCUGUAGCGUCGCUAAAAUCUCGAGACAGAAAAAACUGACACAACCUGAAAUAAAUAGCACUACCUUAUUUUACUCUCGCUAGCAGAAGUAAAUAUCAAGAAACAUAAUAUUCGAAUAAAGCAAGAAGCAGAUGACAGUUCCGAUCUAUUACGACAACAGGUUCACUAGUUGUUUGCCAUUUCUAAGAUCAUCAAUUGUAACAUAACCAUUAACAAAUCGUAUUGAGCAAAUCGCCAAAAUAGGCGAAUUCGCAUCAUUCAAAUGUAUAGUGAUGAUCUUGAAAACUUCCCUCAGUUUGCAUUUAGUGAUCGUCAAGUGACCCUUCUAAAAUUCACUUUCGACAACGUUGCUAACAUGGCCACGCUGACGCUUCGUCUUUUUGAAAUGAUGAUUUGCAUAUAUGCGUGAAAAAGUACUGUAAAUGUAUGUUAUUCGUGUGUGCUGUGACAUUUAAUAUAACUAUUUUUAUGUAACAAAAUGUUUUAUUUUGCUGAAAAAUAAAACCUUUUUUAUUAUGAUGAUGCUCUAUGGACUUGAUUCGCUUAAUAGAAAAAAUCAGAAACUGAUUUAUGUCAUCGAGAUACAUUCAUAGUAACUGUAUUUAAAGGUGGUAGUAGAGGAAACGUUUAGAUUUUCAAACUAAAAUUAUAAAAUAAAAAUCUUGAUUGUUCUCCCUAACUUUAAUUAUUGAACUUGAAGCGAUAUACAUUUUUCUCGUCAUCGGUUACAAAUAAACUCUCGCCGGAACGCUUUCAUAUCAACACUAAAUGCACAAUGAAAGACAAAGAAGAUUGGUUUCACGAUCAAUUCUAGGACGCGAACGUAUUUUCAGUCUAACUCCGAUAAUGAGAAUUAGCAUUUAGUAAUCAGGUUUCGCUUUUACAAUUUGCGUAAAAUAAUAAGCCUGAAAAAGGUAACAGAGCCAAUAAUAAUAAUUAUAUUUUUAUCCGUCUGAAUUUGUUAAACUGAAACGAAUCUGUUUCCGGUGUAGGAUCAACCAGGUUGUUUGUUCUGAUUUAUGCAUUCUAUAUUGCUUGAAUCAUGCCGUGUGUUUAAAAUGAGAAUAUUCUAACAAGUUUUAAGGUGUUUCUUUUCGAUUUAGUUUGUAUUAGGACAAAGAUUAAUCAAUUGACAUGACGUCGACACAAACUCGCAUAAAUAUCCUAAUGUGCAUUCAAUUUUGGGACCAAAAUGCAAUCGAACUCAGUUUGCUUAAACUUAUCAACAGUAUAGGUAAUCAUAACAUUAUUCUCUAAUUACUCAUUGUACUCGAUACGAGUUAAUUUUUGCCGAUUCGGUGUUUCACGAGGCAAUAUAUUUGAUUUUUAAGACCUUGCAUUGUUUCUGUGUCAUUAUUAACUAAAUACUUUUAUUAAAAAUAUACUAUUUUGCGUCUUGUCAGAACAUGAAACUACCUUAAGAGAUACACUUACCUACCGGGACAUCGGAAAACCGAAAACGUCUUCUUCUUCUUCUUUUGCUUUUUUUUGUUACCGACAGUUGUCUUCAUUCGAGUUAAGCGUCAUGAAAAUUGAAUAAUCAUCUUACUUGGUCGAAAAUGUGUAUAAAUGUGUAGACCUUUAUUAGUAAUGAAUUAUUGUGUACUAUUAAUCUCUGACUAGUAAACGUUGUCAAUUAAAGCUGAACUAAACAAAAGGGAAACCACAAAAAUUGGAAGCGUUUAUCUCUGCUAAUAUUUAGUCAUAAUGCUCAAUUCGUAUUAGUCAUUUGCUCGGGAUUAUUAUAGUGGUUGAAGGCUUUCGUGUUUCCUCACCAAUAUUUAUUUAAAAUUAUUCGGCUUGCUCCAAUUUAACGUAUUCAAUUGAAGUGAUCUUUUAUUUCGCACGAUUCUUAACCGAAAAGCACCAAACGUUACAUAUUGUUACGCCGGAGCUUUAUUAUUCUUAUAUUUGAUGUCAAAAAAUAGAUCUGACGAUACCUGAUUUUGAUUUGCGGUAUAAUAGUCUUAUAAGCCUGCGACCUACAGCCUAAAAUCGACAUAAUGCUAUAAUGAAAUAAAAUGAAAGCUUUUGGGGUUAAUGUCAGAAUAAAAAGAUGAUAGCGAGAAAACUUAACCUAAAUUUUAUGAUGUUAUGUAUUUCAUAUAAUAGGGUUAAAUCUUUUAUGAAGAAAAUAUCUGAUAAAACAUAUUGUUUUAUUAACUCAGAUCUGGUGAACAUUAAGAAAAUGAAUGAAUGAAACAGGUUAAACGUCUGAUUUCUUAUACUUAUAGUGUUUAUUUCUUAUCUUAAAAGUAAGUUAGGGUUAUCAUGAAAGGCAUUUUAAAAUAAUCGUUUGUUUGUCAGAGGUAAAUACAUUUAUUUUUAUUUUUUUGCUGUUGUUUUUAACGUAUACGUAGUGUUUAGUUUUAAGAUUGUAUGAUUUCUUUGAUGUGAGGUUUCAAUAAAAUGAGUGUAUUCUA